Molecule: messenger RNA, 1227 nt
Organism: Cyprinodon tularosa
Lineage: Eukaryota; Metazoa; Chordata; Actinopteri; Cyprinodontiformes; Cyprinodontidae
Gene: sfr1
Product: SWI5-dependent homologous recombination repair protein 1
Exons: 3
Coding region: 167-778 (203 amino acids)
Biological process (GO): positive regulation of DNA-templated transcription; double-strand break repair via homologous recombination
Cellular component (GO): Swi5-Sfr1 complex
Source: RefSeq, a predicted model, not a curated record
UCCGUAGAAGGCAGUGCGCCACAAAAAUACGGAAAAACAAAACGGUCUCUUCCAAUUAUGUAGGGGAAGUUUUUGAAAACUGUUUUGACAAGCGACCCGAAAGUUGAUAACUAGAAAUAUAUGCAAGCAGACGGAAACAUUUGAUGACUCAAAGUGAAUUGGAGCAAUGGAGAUAACCCCCAAAGCAGACAAACUACCAUGUUCGCAUUCAUCGCCUUGUUAUUCAGUCGAGUCAAGCCCCUCUGAAUUCAAAGAAUAUAAACAUCGCUCUGGGCUGAGCGCCUCACUAAGGGAGAGGCUGAAGAGAACACAGCGCUCCUUCAUCUCACCCCUCUCUGUGGCCAAACGCCUUUGUGUUGACAACGAAGAAGAAGAGGAGGACAGCAAGCAAGUUUCUGCAGACACCUCAGAGAUCCACAGCGAGGAUGCACACAGGACUAAAACUAUGCUGGGCAGUGAGGGACAGUCUGCGCCUCCUCAACCAACACAGAUCUCCUCAGAAGAUUUAGCUCUGCAGCUGAGGAAGGAGGUGAAAGAGAAAACUGAGACUCUGCGUCGGCUAAAGAUGGUCAAAAUGUACAGAAGCAAGAAUGAUUUGAUGCAGCUCCAAACCUUGAUUGACAAGUGGCGGAGUUGUGCUCAGGCUGCUCUGUAUGAGCUCCAGUCAGAGAUCCCCAUAGAGGGAAGAAAAGCUGAACUCUCUGAGCUCGUCGACCUCUUUGGUCUGGAUGACAGCAUUCUGAGCUUUGACCGUGCAGAGGGGGAUUUCACUACUUAAUACCUGAAGCAGUAUCUUAAGUUUAACAGACACCACAAAGGAGUUAACACAGUUAACUGUAUUUAUUUCCAGUUCUUGUUCACAGCAGGGGUAACAAUAUUAACAUACUGUGGCAAAAUGUACUGCGUUCAAAAAAACCCAAUACAUUUACUUAAAAGAUUGUGUGUAAGACACUAUAAAGAUCUAAUCUAUCUUUUUACAUCUUAACAUUUUAUGCCCGUUUGCAACAAAGUAAACAAAUAAAACUGUGUUCAUGAGUUGAACUGCAACUAGUCGAAUGCGGGAAGUUAUUUUCUUCCUAGACACUGUUGAUCUCUCUGGAGUCGUUUCAGCUCCUCUGAAUGAGCGCUUGCACGCCUCUCCUAUAUGGCCUUCUUACAGAUUUCCUGAAAGCGCUCCUCUCUUUUUGCGUCUUCAUCUUCUGUUCCAGCUAAAAUGCCAAAAGAGCU